AGAAUCGAAAGGUGUAAAUCGUUUUUAGGAAAAAUUAACUCAAAAUAGGAGUGGCUUCACUCUGCCCUUGGCGAAGUUGAUUUUCCUAUUGUUUUUCUGUUCUGCCAAACAAGCCCUAAGAGGAAAGAUGAGCGAAAAGUCAAAUUCCGAAGCUUUUGCUUCGGAUCUUCUGAAACAAUUUCUCUAUAUUCUGGAAUCCGAUCCACUCAUUGAUGAAGUAGGGUUCAUUCAUCCAUCACAGUUUGCCGCUUUGAAAGAAGAGGCAGGUGGUUCCCUCAGCUCAUCUGGAGGUGGAGCUUCGCAAUCACAAAAUGCUUUGAAUAAUGAAAUUACUGAUUUUUGGAUUAGAGAUCAUAAGUUGGGCAUUUCGACGCAAAUUGUUAUUUCAUUGUACAAGGCAGCUAAAAAUGCAUUUAUGGAUCUGCAUAGGCAAUAUAAGACAUCCAACAAUGAGACUCUUGAAAAUGUGGUUAUGAUUCAUAGCAGGGCUCUUUUGUUGCUUAGCUGUGAUUUUGGCACUGCUUGGAAUUCCAGGAAGUUAAUUGCAUCAAAGAAGCAGCUCCUGCCAAUAUUUAUGGAUGAACUUCGUUUGUCAGCUCUUGUUCUAUCAUAUUCACCAAAAAGUGAACAGGCUUGGAGCCACAGGCGGUGGGUAAUCAAUAUGCUAUCUGGAAGAUGUUCAACUCUGCAAGAUAUAAUAGAGAGAGAAUCUGAGCUAGUGGAAAAAUUUGCCGAGAAGUCAAAAAUGAACUAUCGUGCUUGGAAUCAUCGAUGUUGGUUAGUUUCCUACAUGACAAGAGAACAGGUGCUACAUGAAUUGAAGAGAUCUAGAAAUUGGGCUGGGUUGCACAUUGCUGAUAAUUCUUGCUUUCAUUAUCGCAGAAAGUUAAUGCUUAGGAACUUUGAGGGUCUCCACCAUUUUCAAGAAAAUGAUUCUUUUGGUUACAGUGCCAAAGCUUAUCAAGUCUGGAAGGAAGAGCUUGAUUGGAAUGAAGCUUUGAUAAAACGCUAUGUUGGGAGAGAGGCUCUAUGGCUUCAUCGCCGUUUCCUCUGCUUGUAUUGGAUGAGAUAUCUUGCAGCCAAUCUCCUUGGUAUUUCAGGCCAGUCAGAACCAAGAUGCAGCAUAGAUAAUGACAUUAAAAGCUUUUUGGACCAUGAGUUUUGUCUCUUAGAUUCCUGUUCUACUGUUCCUGAUGAUGACUUUGAAGAUUUCCAAGCACAAGCAAUACAUUCUGCUUCCUACAUGCUGUGGUUAACCAAGCAUAUUCCUAAGUCUCAGGGGAUUGAUCUUCAAGAUAAGCUAUCAGACCUGCUAAGAGUGUUGAACAAGGUGUGCCCGGAAAGGUCCUCCCUUUGGGAUUAUUUGGUGAAGAACCAUUGUGAGUGACAGAACUAGACCUUAGCUUUCAUCGAUAUACUACAUUAAUUUUUCUCUUUUCUGUUGUUUGGAUUGGUUCUGUAUUUCAACUUUGUUGUAACUUACUUAUAUGUAACAUACUGUUUGCUUACAUGGAUGAGCUUCCCAGUUAAA
Messenger RNA from Mangifera indica (mango), 1531 nucleotides. Its product is annotated as protein prenyltransferase alpha subunit repeat-containing protein 1. Gene Ontology annotation, molecular function: protein farnesyltransferase activity; CAAX-protein geranylgeranyltransferase activity. Gene Ontology annotation, biological process: protein geranylgeranylation; protein farnesylation. The record is from RefSeq and is a predicted model, not a curated record. Lineage: Eukaryota; Viridiplantae; Streptophyta; Magnoliopsida; Sapindales; Anacardiaceae. Gene Ontology annotation, cellular component: CAAX-protein geranylgeranyltransferase complex; protein farnesyltransferase complex; cytoplasm. The transcript has 10 exons. Bases 128 to 1387 code for a protein of 419 amino acids.